AUGCAACCCUCCUCGGGCUUCCAAUGGUUCCUCCUCGUCUGCCCCGCCGUCGUCGUCCUCGCAUACUUCGUCACCAUAUUCCCCCACACCCCAAGCACCCUCUAUGUCCACCCCUCUCUCGCCACUCUCGACAAGGCCGCUCCUAGCUGGUCAAUAUAUCCAGAUAACUACUAUGAAGGUGGCGCGUAUGUCAAGCUUCCCCAGGGCUCCACCCGAUAUUGGCUCAUAGGCCCGGAGGACGGCAAGCGGGUUGUUCUCAUCCACGGACUCUCCGUGCCGUCCAUUAUAUGGAGGGACGUCGCGCCGAAUCUCGCCAAGAACGGCUAUCGCGUCCUACUCUACGACCUAUACGGGCGUGGCUACUCCGACGCGCCUCAUACAACGUACGACGCGAACCUCUACACAACACAGCUCGCGCUACUCCUCCAAUAUGUUGGAUGGAAUAAAGCGAACAUCGUUGGUGUGUCCAUGGGCGGUGGAAUUGCUGCGGCUUUCAGCGCACAAUUCCCCCACCUCGUUAAUGACAAGGUUGUACUCAUUGCCAGCGCAGGCCUGAUGGAUUCCUCCGACAUGUCCAGGACUACUAAGUUCCUGUCCUCUCCCCUCAUGCAAGUCGUCGCAUCAAGCUCCCCUUUCCGCCUCUAUCUCCAAUACCUGGCGGACCAGAAAGCUCCUUCAGAUCCUAUUGCAGAGCUCGUGCGCAUACAAUCAGCAUAUCUGCCAGGUUACAACGCCGCGCUUGCAUCCUCGAUGCGAGACGGCCCUCUGCGCAACCUCGCCCCACAGUUCACCGCGCUCGGCCGGCAUUCACGCAAGACGAAUGGACGAGUACUUGUUAUCUGGGGCACGGCGGACAAAGUCGUACCGUAUCGCUACGCGGCAAAGGUGCAGACGUACAUUCCGCACGCGGAGCUCGUCACGAUCGAGGGUGGCCCGCACGACAUCACAAUCAGCCACCCAGACGAAGUCUCGCGGGCCCUGCUUCACUUUCUUAGUCAAUGACAUUCAAAAGUCUAGCCAAGCCAAUCGCUCAUUGUGGCGCCUCUUAUCGUCGCCCACGUCGUCUUUCGCGACCGUCUUGGACAAUUCCGCUUCGCAUAUAUGCGGUCUGCUGCCUUCUCGUUGGGCAUCGGCUCUGAGCGUAUGCUCGCUUUGACAUACAUGCUCUUCAGUGAUGUUGUUUUUUCGUUCUUGCUUGCGCUACCCUCUUGGCUAUCCUUCCAUUUCCAUGCACACGUUCCGCGUCCACCACACCUUAUCUCCGUGUUUAGUUGUCAACACUUCAUUUCCACCUCCACAAGUCCUCACUGUUAAUCAUCGUAUAUGCACACGCCGCACUUGCAUGCAAUCCGCCGUCUCGCUCUCCGUCACUUACAUGAGCAUACCCACAUACAUAUUACAUAUCACUACCGCCCAUAACGCUUGCCUGGUGUACUCGUCUGACCUCCGUUCCCCAAUCCCAUCGUUCACCUUGUAUCCC
This is a messenger RNA of Dichomitus squalens LYAD-421 SS1, 1480 nucleotides long. Its product is annotated as alpha/beta-hydrolase. The coding region runs from base 1 to 1002 and encodes 333 amino acids. The transcript has 9 exons. The record is from RefSeq and is a predicted model, not a curated record. NCBI's taxonomy places the organism in Eukaryota, Fungi, Basidiomycota, Agaricomycetes, Polyporales, Polyporaceae. Gene Ontology annotation, molecular function: catalytic activity.